AAUGGUCACUGAAUGCGAAUGCGGCCUGCAGUUGCUGGGGUUUUGGGCUCUCUCUGACACCCGCCAGCCAGCAGAUGGGGAGGCCUGGGGGGUGUGUGAGGGGAGUAGAGCCCCGGAGCUCAGGUGCAUCUGGAUGAGUUGUCCACAUUAGCGUCCCCCUCCAGGACCCCUGUACAGAGCACCGAGGGCAAGGCUGGGCCCACAGGCUGCAGAGACCGGCGAGCUGUGAUGGGAAACACAGCUCUGUGCACCUCCUGCCACGCAGAUAAGAGUGUCAGAGCCCGGGAACACAUGCAGGAGCUGGACAAAACUCCAGACUGCUGUGGCGAGGACAGCGAGGAUGCCAGAGGACCUGGGCCCCUGUCUGAUAGCAAUGCAAGCUUUCUGCGAGCUGCCAGGGCAGGCAACCUGGACAAAGUCGUGGAAUACCUGAAAGGGGGCAUCGACAUCAAUACCUGCAACCAGAAUGGACUCAAUGCCUUGCACCUGGCUGCCAAGGAAGGCCACGUGGGCCUGGUGCAGGAGCUGCUGGGAAGAGGCUCCGCCGUGGAUUCCGCCACCAAGAAGGGAAAUACUGCCCUUCACAUUGCAUCUUUGGCUGGACAAGCAGAAGUCGUCAAAGUCCUUGUUAAGGAGGGAGCCAAUAUUAACGCACAGUCUCAGAAUGGCUUCACUCCUUUGUACAUGGCUGCCCAAGAGAACCACAUUGAUGUUGUAAAAUACCUGUUGGAAAACGGCGCUAAUCAGAGCACUGCUACUGAGGAUGGCUUCACGCCUCUCGCUGUGGCGCUCCAGCAAGGGCACAACCAGGCGGUGGCCAUCCUCCUGGAGAACGACACCAAAGGCAAAGUAAGGCUGCCAGCUCUGCACAUUGCAGCUCGGAAAGAUGACACCAAGUCAGCCGCACUCCUGCUCCAGAAUGAUCACAACGCUGACGUCCAAUCCAAGAUGAUGGUGAAUAGGACGACCGAGAGCGGCUUCACCCCGCUGCACAUCGCCGCACACUAUGGGAAUGUCAACGUGGCCACUCUGCUCCUCAACCGUGGCGCCGCGGUGGACUUCACGGCCAGGAAUGGAAUCACUCCUCUGCAUGUGGCUUCAAAAAGGGGCAACACAAACAUGGUGAAGCUCUUGCUGGACCGGGGUGGUCAGAUCGACGCCAAGACCCGGGACGGGCUGACGCCGCUGCACUGCGCAGCACGGAGUGGGCACGACCAGGCCGUGGAGCUUCUGCUGGAGCGGGGAGCUCCGCUGCUGGCGAGGACGAAGAAUGGGCUGUCCCCGCUCCACAUGGCCGCUCAGGGGGACCACGUGGAGUGUGUGAAACACCUGCUGCAGCACAAGGCGCCUGUCGACGACGUCACCCUGGACUACCUGACAGCCCUGCACGUCGCUGCACACUGCGGCCACUACCGCGUCACCAAACUCCUUCUGGACAAGAGAGCCAAUCCGAACGCCAGAGCAUUGAAUGGUUUUACUCCACUGCACAUUGCCUGCAAGAAAAACCGCAUCAAAGUCAUGGAACUGCUGGUGAAAUAUGGGGCCUCAAUCCAAGCUAUCACAGAGUCUGGCCUCACACCAAUACAUGUGGCUGCCUUCAUGGGCCAUUUGAACAUUGUCCUCCUUCUGCUGCAGAACGGAGCCUCUCCAGAUGUCACUAACAUUCGUGGGGAGACGGCCCUGCACAUGGCAGCCCGGGCCGGCCAGGUCGAAGUGGUCCGGUGCCUCUUGAGAAACGGCGCCCUCGUUGAUGCCAGAGCCAGGGAGGAACAGACACCUUUGCAUAUUGCCUCCCGCCUGGGUAAGACAGAAAUCGUCCAGCUGCUUCUGCAGCACAUGGCUCAUCCAGAUGCGGCCACUACCAACGGGUACACGCCACUGCACAUCUCAGCCCGGGAAGGCCAGGUGGAUGUGGCGUCAGUGCUCCUGGAAGCCGGAGCAGCACACUCCUUAGCUACCAAGAAGGGUUUUACCCCUCUUCAUGUAGCAGCCAAGUAUGGAAGCCUGGAUGUGGCAAAACUUCUCUUGCAACGCCGUGCUGCUGCAGACUCUGCUGGGAAGAACGGCCUUACCCCGCUCCACGUUGCUGCUCACUAUGACAACCAGAAGGUGGCGCUGCUGUUACUGGAGAAGGGCGCGUCCCCGCACGCCAUCGCCAAGAAUGGUUACACUCCUUUACACAUUGCUGCCAAGAAGAACCAGAUGCAGAUCGCUUCCACGCUCCUCAGCUAUGGAGCCGAGACCAACAUUGUGACAAAGCAAGGCGUAACACCACUCCACCUGGCCUCGCAGGAGGGCCACACGGACAUGGUCACCUUGCUGCUGGACAAGGGAGCCAAUAUCCACAUGUCGACCAAGAGUGGACUCACAUCCUUACACCUUGCGGCCCAAGAGGAUAAAGUCAACGUUGCUGAGAUUCUGACCAAGCGCGGGGCUGACCAGGAUGCACAUACGAAACUCGGUUACACUCCUUUAAUUGUGGCCUGUCACUAUGGAAAUGUGAAAAUGGUCAACUUUCUGCUGAAGCAGGGGGCGAAUGUCAAUGCAAAAACCAAGAAUGGCUACACACCUCUGCACCAGGCUGCCCAGCAGGGCCACACACACAUCAUCAAUGUCCUGCUGCAACAUGGAGCCAAGCCCAACGCCACCACCGCGAAUGGUAACACUGCCUUGGCCAUCGCGAAGCGGCUGGGCUACAUCUCCGUGGUCGACACGCUGAAAGUCGUGACCGAAGAGGUCACCACCACCACCACGACUAUCACGGAAAAACACAAGCUCAAUGUUCCUGAGACUAUGACAGAAGUUCUCGACGUUUCUGAUGAAGAGGCUUUUAAACAUUUUGGUGACCACUUUAUUGAUGGGGAAGUACUUAGCGAUUCAGGGGAUGACACAAUGACAGGCGACGGGGGAGAAUACCUUAGACCUGAGGAUCUCAAAGAGCUGGGUGAUGACUCACUACCUAGCAGUCAGUUCCUGGAUGGAAUGAAUUACCUGCGGUAUAGCUUGGAGGGAGGACGAUCUGACAGUAGCACCAUGCCCAGCCUCCGGUCCUUCAGUUCCGACAGGUCUCACACCCUGAGCCACGCAUCCUACCUGAGGGACAGCGCCAUGAUGGACGACGCCGUGGUCAUCCCCAGUCACCAGGUGUCAACUCUAGCCAAGGAGGCAGAAAGGAAUUCUUAUCGUCUCAGCUGGGGCACUGAGAACUUGGACAACGUGGCUCUUUCUUCUAGCCCUAUUCAUUCAGGCCGCUCCUCUCCAUGUCUUGAUCGUGACAACAGCAGUUUCCUGGUUAGUUUCAUGGUGGAUGCCCGAGGGGGUGCGAUGCGAGGAUGCAGACACAAUGGACUUCGGAUCAUUAUCCCACCUCGGAAAUGCACGGCGCCCACGCGAGUCACCUGCCGCCUGGUCAAACGCCAUCGCCUGGCGACCAUGCCCCCCAUGGUGGAAGGAGAAGGCUUGGCCAGCCGCCUGAUCGAAGUCGGACCUUCUGGUGCUCAGUUCCUUGGUAAACUUCACCUGCCAACGGCUCCUCCCCCACUUAAUGAGGGAGAAAGUUUGGUCAGCCGCAUCCUGCAGCUGGGGCCUCCUGGAACCAAAUUCCUUGGGCCUGUGAUCGUGGAGAUCCCUCACUUCGCGGCCCUCCGAGGGAAGGAGAGGGAACUGGUGGUCCUGCGCAGCGAGAACGGGGACAGCUGGAAGGAGCAUUUCUGUGAAUACACGGAAGAUGAGCUGAAUGAAAUCCUGAAUGGCAUGGACGAAGUGCUGGACAGCCCAGAAGAUUUGGAAAAGAAACGAAUCUGCCGUAUCAUCACCCGUGACUUCCCACAGUACUUUGCAGUAGUGUCACGCAUCAAACAGGACAGCAACCUGAUUGGCCCAGAGGGAGGUGUGCUGAGCAGCACUGUGGUCCCCCAGGUGCAAGCCGUCUUCCCAGAGGGUGCGCUGACCAAGCGGAUCCGUGUAGGCCUGCAGGCUCAACCUAUGCACAGUGAGCUGGUUAAGAAGAUCUUAGGCAACAAAGCUACCUUCAGUCCUAUAGUCACUUUGGAACCUAGAAGAAGAAAAUUCCACAAGCCAAUUACUAUGACCAUUCCUGUCCCCAAAGCAUCAAGUGAUGUCAUGUUGAAUGGCUUUGGGGGCGAUGCACCGACCUUAAGACUGCUGUGCAGCAUAACAGGUGGCACCACCCCCGCGCAGUGGGAAGACAUCACAGGAACCACACCACUCACCUUCGUCAAUGAGUGUGUUUCCUUCACAACCAACGUGUCUGCCAGGUUCUGGCUGAUAGAUUGCCGGCAGAUUCAGGAAUCUGUCACCUUUGCAUCACAAGUGUAUAGAGAAAUUAUCUGUGUACCUUACAUGGCCAAAUUUGUAGUGUUUGCCAAGUCUCACGACCCCAUCGAAGCCAGGCUGAGGUGUUUCUGCAUGACUGACGACAAGGUGGACAAAACCCUGGAGCAGCAAGAGAACUUCGCCGAGGUGGCCAGGAGCAGGGACGUGGAGGUAUUAGAAGGAAAACCCAUCUAUGUUGAUUGUUUCGGCAAUCUGGUUCCCUUAACUAAGAGUGGCCAACAUCAUAUCUUCAGUUUUUUUGCUUUUAAAGAAAACAGACUUCCUCUCUUUGUUAAGGUCCGCGAUACAACUCAGGAACCUUGCGGUCGGCUGUCGUUUAUGAAGGAGCCAAAAUCCACAAGAGGCCUGGUGCAUCAGGCUAUUUGCAAUUUAAACAUCACCCUGCCAAUUUACACAAAGGAAUCAGAGUCAGAUCAAGAGCAAGAAGAAGAGAUCGAUAUGACAUCAGAAAAAAAUGAUGAGACAGAAUCUACAGAAACAUCUGUCCUGAAAAGUCACCUGGUUAAUGAAGUUCCUGUCCUGGCAAGUCCGGACUUGCUCUCUGAAGUUUCUGAGAUGAAACAAGACCUGAUCAAGGUGACUGCCAUCUUGACCACGGCUGUGUCUGAGCAGGCAGCCUCUCUGAAAGCGAAGGAGCUGGCGAAGGCUGCAGAGGAGGAGCCGGGCGAGCCCUUUGAGAUCGUGGAGAGAGUUAAAGAGGAGUUAGAGAAAGUGAACGAGAUCCUGAGAAGUGGAACGUGCUCCAGGGAGGAAGGUGGCCCGCUGCGCCCUCAGGAGGAGAGGGAGAUGGAAGAGGAGGAGUGGGUGCUUGUGAGUGAGGAGGAAAUAGAGGAAGCAAAGCGGAAAGCACCUUUAGAAGUCUCUGAGUACCCCUGUGUGGAAGUUAGAUUAGAGAAAGGGAGCAGGGUCAAAGCAGAGAAGGACCCCACUGGACUUGUGAACUUCCUGGCUGAGGACCUCGGUGCCUGCGUGUCUCCUCAUGAGGAGAAGGCCAGUGAGGCUGCGGGCGAGGAGGGGAAGCUUGGUGCCCAGAAGCAGCACAGGCCAGGGCUGGGGAUAAAGAAGCCAGUGAGGAGAAAGCUAAAAGAAAAGCAGAAACAGAAAGAGGACGGCUUACCAGGGAGUGAGGCCAAAGCAGAACUUAAACAAGGUAGUUCUGAAGAGUCCCUGGAAGAAGACCCGGGUCUGGCCCCUGCUCCCCUCCCCACUGCAAAGGCCACGUCUCCUCUCAUAGAAGAGACGCCCAUUGGCUCCAUAAAGGACAAAGUGAAGGCCCUUCAGAAGCGAGUGGAAGAUGAGCAGAAAGGCCGAAGCAAGCUGCCCAUCAGGGUCAAAGGCAAAGAGGAGGUGCCCAAAAAGGCCACUCCCAGGACGCAUCCAGUGGUGUCACCUUCCCUGAAGUCGGACAGGCACACCGCAGUGUCACCAUCCCCCAAAACAGAGAGACACUCAUCCCUGUCCUCUGCAAAGCCAGAAAGGCAUGCUCCAGUGUCACCGUCAAGUAAAGAGAGACACUCACCUGUGUCCCCCUCAGCGAAAGCCGAAAGACAUUCACCUGUGUUGGCAGCAGGUAAACCUGAGCGACAUUCACCCCUGUCACCCUCAACCAAAGCUGAAAGACACUCCCCUGUGUCCUCUACGAAGUCAGAAAGACACCUGCCUGUCUCGCCUUCGGGCAAAACUGACAAACGGCCACCUGUGUCACCCUCUGGGAAAACUGAGAAACAUCCUCUAGUGUCACCUGGGAGGACAGAAAAGCGCUCACCUGUUUCACCGUCUGGAAGAACAGAGAAGCAUCCACCCUCUGGAAAAAAUGACAAGCACCUGCCUGUGUCACCCUCUGGGAGAACAGAGAAGCAACCACCUGUGUCCCCUACUUCCAAAACAGAGAGAAUUGAGGAAACUAUGUCUGUCCGGGAGUUGAUGAAAGCUUUCCAAUCAGGUCAGGACCCAUCAAAACAUAAAACUGGACUCUUUGAGCACAAAGCAGUAAAACAAAAGCAGACACAAGAAAAAGGUAAAGCUCGGGUAGAAAAAGAAAAGGGGCAGAUAGCGAGCCAGAGAGAAGUGCAGAGAACGGAGAGUCAGACCAUCAAACGAGGCCAGAGAUUCAUAGUGACAGGGCUUUCAGAAUCCAGAAGAAGUGUCCGAGCCUCCUCCAUAGGACUUCGGAGAGAAGAGACAGUUGGAGAAAAGGAGAAGACCCCCAGUCACAAAACCCCAGAGCCUGCUCGGCCAGUACAUGAGGAAGAAAGCCAUGGAGAGAGUGAGAUCCCCAAGGAAAAGGUGACUGACGAACAGGGAGACUUGGACCUGCAGAUCAGCCCGGACAGGAAAACCUCCACGGACUUUUCUGAUGUCAUUAAGCAAGAGUUGGAAGACAAUGACAAAUACCAGCAGUUCUGCCUGAGCGAAGAAACUGAGAAGGCACAAGUUCACCUAGACCAAGUCCUCACCAGCCCUUUCAACACAGCCUUCCCUCUGGAUUACAUGAAGGAUGAGUUCCUCCCCACACUUCCUCUACAGAGCGAUGCUCUGGCCGGCAGUUCUGAGAGCCUGAAACAGGAGGGGAUGGCAGGUUCGCCAUGUGGAAGCCUGAUGGAGGGGACCCCACAGAUCAGCUCAGAAGAAAGCUACAAGCAUGAGGGUCUGGCAGAGACCCCUGAGACCAGCCAGGAAAGCCUUUCUUUCUCACCAAAGAAAAGUGAGGACCAAAUUGGGGAAGUAAAGGAAACCACCAAGUUAGAAACACCACCAGAAAUUCAUUCAGAAAAAGAAUAUCCCACAACCAAAGACACCAUCAAUGGUUCUGACGCUCAAGGUGCUACAGUCCCUGAGGGCUCAGAGCCCUCUGUUGAGGCCACCCCAGACCCUCCCAGAGACAUAUGCCCCAAGCAAAUAGAGGACAUCUCUGUCAGCCCCAGUGUGCCACUAGCAGAAGAACCCCCUAGGACACAGGCUGAGGAAGUGUCCUCUGACAGAGGUUCAGCUCACAGGACACAGGCUGACAGUAAAACUCAGGAAUCCACGGCCACCUCAGAUGAGGCAAAGUCCCCAGGCCCAUCUGCUGCUUCUGUAAAGCCAGACCCCGACACUGAAUCCAGGCCCCCAGGAACCGUUAGAAGUCCCCAAGGGUUAGAGCUUGCACUCCCUAGCCGAGAUAGUGAAGUCCUCAGCCCCAUGGCUGAUGAGUCAUUAGCAGUGAGCCACAAAGACUCUCUGGAAGCCAGCCCUGUGCUGGAGGAUAACUCCUCACACAAAACUCCCGACUCCCUGGAGCCAAGUCCCCUGAAAGAGUCUCCUUGCCGGGACUCUCUCGAAAGCAGCCCUGUUGAACCAAAGAUGAAGGCAGGGAUUCUCCCAAGUCACUUCCCUCUUCCUACUGCUGUCACCAAAACAGAACUCAUUACGGAAGUGGCCUCCAUGCGGUCCCGGCUCCUCCGAGAUCCCGAUGGCAGCGCUGAGGAUGAUAGCCUGGAGCAGACGUCAUUGAUGGAGAGUUCAGGGAAGAGCCCCCUGUCCCCCGAUACCCCCAGUUCUGAAGAAGUCAGCUAUGAGGUCACACCCAAAGCUACAGAUGCAUGUACCCCCAAACCAGCUGUGAUUCAUGAAUGCUCCGAGGAGGAUGACUCUGAAAAUGGGGAGAAAAAGAGGUUCACACCAGAAGAGGAAAUGUUCAAAAUGGUAACUAAAAUUAAAACGUUUGAUGAACUUGAACAAGAAGCAAAGCAGAAAAGGGACUAUAAGAAAGAGCCCAAGCAGGAGGAGUCUUCUUCAUCCUCUGAGCCAGACGCUGACUACACAGUGGGUGUGGGUGAACCGGAGCAGGUGGAGAGUGUGGAGGGUGAAAGCGAUGUCCCUGUGGUGGUGACUUCUGAGAGCCGAAAGGCUUCUUCCUCCUCAGAAAGUGAACCCGAAUUGACUCAGCUAAAGAAAGGUGCUGACUCGGGCCUUUUACCAGAACCAGUUAUCCGAGUGCAGCCUCCUUCCCCACUUCCAUCCAGCAUAGACUCCAGUUCUAGCCCCGAAGAAGCACUCUUUCAGCCCAUCGUUUCUAAACAGUAUACUUUCAAGAUGAGUGAAGAUACUCAGGAAGAGCCAGGUAAUUCAGCAGAAGGAGAAGCCCGGGAGUCCUAUUCUGUGGAAGACGGUCACCCUCUUUCCCCUGCAGAAGCAGAUAGGUCUUACCAUGAUCUGAACAAAGACACUACUCAACAGAAAUUCUGUGAUGGCCAUGGGUGUGAGGCUAUGGGUCCUAGCAGCCUGGCCACUCCUACCACUUCAGGUCUUCAGAAGUCUGCUGGUGAUGAUGUCGAUGAGCAGCUCAUCAGCUAUAAGGAAUCAUCAGCUUUGCAAGAUGUGCGUGAAAGUGACACAGAAGGAGAAGAGCAGGGUGUUUCUGGAGUGGAAUCCCCACAAGUAGAUUGCCUCAGUGGAAGCCCUUCUUUGUCCUCUUUCCCACAUUGUCCAGUAUUUGAAGAAAAGGAAUUAGAUGACAGAAUGUCUUCUGUAUCUCCCACUACAGAAAUGGAGGAAACCAACAGUGAUCCAACUUUGGAGAGCUUACGGAAGGACUGUGCCACUCAAGACUCAUAUAUUCCAACUCAAACAGAUAGGUUGUCCAUGGACAUUCCAGAAUCAGACCUAGUGGAAACUGAUGAAAUCUCUGAGCCUCAUAUCACAAGCCCUUAUGAAAACGUUCCUUCUCAACCAUUUUUCUCUAGUGAAGAAAGCAAAACCCAAAUAGAUGCCAGUCAUGUCUCAAGUUUCCAGUCUUCUGAAGUGCAUUCUGUUACCAUUACAUCCUCCGUAGCAGAGGCGGUAGUGACAAGCUCCUGUAGUAGAACUGUUUCAAGCAAAGAAUCCAAUUCUGAGAGUGAGCACCUUCAAACAGAAUCCAAACCAGAAAGUGCAGUGUGGGAAAUGCAAUCAGAGAGCUCCUCCUCCUCUCCCCAGCCUACUAUAGCAAACACACCAGCCGUCAUUGGGGAACAAAUAAACAAAGUCAUCAUCACAAAAACAGAUGUGGAUUCAGAUUCCUGGAGUGAAAUUCGUGAAGAUGAUGAAGCCUUUGAGGCUCGAGUGAAAGAGGAAGAACAGAAGAUAUUUGGCUUGAUGGUAGACAGACAAUCACAAGGCACUACCCCGGACACCACUCCUGCUAGGACCCCAACAGAAGAGGGCACCCCAACUAGUGAGCAAAAUCCAUUUCUCUUCCAGGAAGGAAAACUGUUCGAGAUGACGCGAAGUGGUGCGAUUGAUAUGACCAAAAGGUCCUAUGCAGAUGAAAGCUUCCACUUUUUCCAAGUUGGUCAAGAAUCUAGGGAAGAGACUUUCUCUGAGGACAUGAAAGAAGGGACCACAGGGGCAGAGCCACAGCUGGAGACAACGGCUGAGUCACUCACACUUUCAGAAUCAAAAGAAAUGGUAGGUGAUGAAGCAGAGUUACUUCCAGAUGACCUAAGUGAGGACGCAGAGGAAAUGCUCACUUCAGACGCUCACCUUGAUGCCCAAAUGGAGAUUUCGGCUGCCCCUGAAAUGUCCGCACAGGAGGCUGCUGCUCCAGGGGUUGAGGACCUCCCUAUGCAAAUGGCUUGUAUACCUCCAUCCAGGAGGAAGCAGGUAUCUUGCCCUGAUGCCCCUGAACCAGUUGUCCCAGUUCAGUUAGACUUUUCCACAGUCACCAGGUCUGUAUAUUCAGAGCGGGAUGAGGAGUCUCCUGAUUCUUCUCCCGAGGAAGAGAAGUCAGUGAUUGAAAUCCCCACUGCACCCAUGGAGAAUGUGCCUUCUAUCGACAGUGAAUCCAAAAUCCUUGUAAGGACUAUCCCCACUUCAUCUGUAGCCCAUCCAUCCGUAGAGGAUGAGUGUGCAUUUUCUGAAGAUUUUCCAUCCAGUCUGGAUGAAGAAAGUAAGGAAGAGGAUGCAAAACCAAAGUCAAAAAUCCCCAUCAAAGCACCCACCCAAAGAGUCGAAGAGCAGCCCUCAUUUCUAGACUCAUCUCUCCAUAAGGCAGAGGCACCUCAGGGACAGGAUGUGACAGGCAGAGCUGCAGACCAUAGAAGCAAAUCCGAAUCUGAUGCUAGUCCUUCGGACUCCAAGGCCAAAUGCCCAGGGAAAGCCAGAAGUUACAUUGAGACAGAGGCAGAGAGCAGAGAGAGGGCAGAGGAGUCUGAGUCAGAAUCAGAGGAAGGGGCCACAAGGCCAAAGAUGUUUGCAUCCCGACUGCCAGUUAAGAGCAGAAGCACCACAUCUUCUGCCAAGGGGGUCACAAGCCCCACAAAAGACAGGAAGGAGCAUUUCUUUGACCUUUACAGAAACUCCAUUGAAUUCUUUGAGGAAAUUAGUGAUGAGGCCUCUAAGCUAGUGGAUAGACUGACACAGUCGGAGAGGGAGCAGGAAUUAGCUUCAGAUGAUGAAAGCAGUAGUGCCCUGGAAGUUUCAGUUAUUGAAAACCUGCCACCUGUUGAGACUGAGCACUCAGUUCCUGAGGACAUCUUUGACACAAGGCCCAUUUGGGAUGAGUCCAUUGAGACUCUGAUUGAACGCAUCCCUGAUGAAAAUGGCCAUGACCGUGCUGAAGAUCCACAGGAUGAGCAGGAGCGGAUCGAGGAGAGGCUGGCUUAUGCCGCUGAUCACCUGGGCUUCAGCUGGACAGAGUUAGCUAGAGAACUGGACUUCACUGAGGAGCAAAUUCAUCAGAUUCGAAUUGAGAACCCCAACUCCCUUCAGGACCAGAGUCACGCGCUGCUGAAGUACUGGCUGGAGAGGGAUGGGCAACACGCUACAGAUGCCAGCCUCAUUGAAUGUCUCACCAAGAUCAACCGAAUGGACAUUGUCCACCUCAUGGGGACCAGCGCAGAGCCGCUCCAGGGGCUCAUCAGCCACAGCUACGCAGAAAUCGAGCAAACCAUCACGCUGGACCAUAGUGAAGGCUUCUCGGUGCUCCAGGAGGAGCUCUGCACCACACAACACAAGCUUCAGGAGGAGCAGGCAGCUUCCAGCGAGGGCGAGGCUGGCGAUCACCCCCCCAUUGUCUCAGAGGAAGACGUUUCUGUGGGCUACUCCACCUUCCAAGACUGUGUCCCCAAAACUGAGGGGGACAACUCCGCAGCAGCACUUUCUCCCCAGAUGCACCAGGAGCAAAUUCAACAAGAUUUCUCAGGGAAAACGCAGGACGCGUCUGAUGAGCAGCAGGCAUACUUUGUGACGAGCCCGGGUACAGAAAGGACCCCGGGCUCUCCCAGCAGGACCCCCGAGGAGAUCGGGACCCCUUCCGAGGAGGAUAGGCUAGACCUUAGGACCCCAUUGUCCAGCGAGCGGGGAGGCUCCCCCAUUGUGCAGGAACCCGAAGAGCCCCCUGAAAUGAGGGAAGAGAGCUCCCCCUGGAAAACCAGCCUUGUGAUUGUGGAGUCUGGUGAGGCCCAGCCACACACCUUUCUGGGACCUGACGGGGACACGGCUUUGGAAAAGGAGCUGAGAGACGAAUUAGGGGAGCUGGAGGUCAGCUCCGAUGAGGAGGCGAUGGUUACCACCAGGGUUGUCCGCCGGCGUGUGAUCAUCCAGGGAGACGACAUGCCUGAGAUACCCCCAGAAAGUGUCACUGAGGAAGAAUACGUGGAUGAGCAUGGGCACACCGUGACGAGGAAGGUUACCAGGAAAAUCAUCAGACGCUACAUGUCCUCCGACGGCACAGAGAAGGAAGAGGUUACCAUGCAAGGGGCACCACCAGAGCCUGUGAGCAUUGAGCAGGGCGAUGGCUACUCCAGGGUGCUGAAGCGCGUGGUGUUGGAGAGUGACAGCAGCCAGUCGGAGGUAACUUUGUCCGAACCCAGCAUUCUGUCCAGCACCUCCCAGUUUCAGGCUGAACCAGUGGAAGGCCGUAGAGUCAGCAAGGUGGUUAAAACCACUGUGGUCCGGGGAGAGCGGAUGGAGAAACACCUGGGGGACUCUGACUUAGCCACGGACCUUCCUUCAGCCAAAGAUGACUUUGAAGAGGCUUUAAGUUACACAGGUAGCCACAUGAAAGUCCACCCCCCAAGUUUAGUAGAGAAGGAAAUCGUGAAAGAGGAUGGCUCCAUCAUUAAAAGGACAACAAUGAGUAAAGCCAGGACCCAGCGGAGGACUGUGGUGAAGGACCGGCACGGGAAGCGCGUGGAGCUGGGGCACCUGGAGGAUGUGCCGGAAGCCCUGGGCCAGGACGACCUCCAGCGCGACCUCCAGCAGCUCCUUCGCCAUUUCUACCCAGAGGACUUGCAGAGAGAGGCCACGUGAGGGGCCGCCCGCCGCCGGCCGAUGGAUGGGACCUGACGUUUCCACCAUUGCGAAUACACAGCGUUUUGUUUCCGUUCUUCCCCUUCUCUCUAACGUCAAGCCGAUUUGUGACCAAAGAUAGCACCGCGCACUGCGGGUGCUGUAGCUGCACCUUGGUCGUCCCUGGGGUCCUGCCACCUGGCGCCUCUGCUCCUGCGGAGCUCCUGGGAAGGCGUGAUGGGCAGCGCUUGCCCCGCAGACCGUGCCGGUGACCCCAGGACCCCCAGGCCCCAUCCGCAGUGCGUCUGCAGAGGCGCAGCGCGUGGAAGUCAGAGCCACUGCCCGCCCUGCGCGCCACAGAUGAAGUCUCUAGAGACUGCCCAACGGAGGGUGACAGGGACAUUGCUAAGGCAAUCGAACCAUUGCACGACACAGUUCCGCUGCGGAGGAGGCCCGCGGAGCGCUCGCCCCACCCGGGAGUGGGAGGCCGUGUCGGAGACCGCGCGCUGUGCCCACGCGGGACGCUGCCCCGCGGCCUUGGGCACCCGCAGCCCUUCCACGUUGGGCGUGUUGGCAGGGUAUUUCCAAGUCCUAACUACUGUAGCUCCCCAGCUCCCUGGCUGCUCUAGCAAACCACGCUGUCUUACUGGUGGUCCCUGCGGCCACUGCACUGUAGAUAACGUCACUGGACCCAAGGUUUACCCACUCCAAACACGGAAAAGGAAAAAAGGUUACAUUCCCGCGCCCUGUCAGCGUGGUUUCUUUCUCUUCCCUCCUCAGCUCUCUUCUCCAGUACCUGCAUGUGGCGUUUAAAGCGGGAAACCACAGCCCACCGGCCCAGCACAGCAGCGGUGCCGACCUUUCCGCCCUGAGUGAAGACCGCGGGUCUGUGCUUCAGCGUGCAGACAAGGUUGGGAAGCCCUUUGGAAGUUUGGUUUUGGUUAAAAUGUUUGGUUUAUUUAUUUGAAAUCCGACCCCCUUGGAAACUCUUGAGUGCAUUUGUGCACUUUCCUGUGGGUUUGUUUCAGGGGAGGGACUACAAUCCGAGUGAUUUCCGUGUCCUGUUUCUUACUCCUCUAGUGGUUGAAGCUGUGUAGCAUUUUAACAUAUAUUAUAUAUAUUCACAAAUAUAUUCAUAUAAACAGUAUACAUUUUGAACCAGUUAUUUGUUAAAGAAAAGUAUAUUCAGUGAGGAUGAAAUUUAAAAGAAAAAAAGAGUCUGUCCUCUGGGGAUCGGACUUUUCCCAAUUCUAUCUGGUAUUUUCCUGUUGUGCGGAAAAUGACUCCUUGCUCAGUGUCGAAAACCAAUGCGACAAACAAUUUAAAAUAACAUUGCCAAGAAAAAACAAUGUUCCAGGAGCGGGUUUCACAUAAGCCAAGCCUCCUGACCCUCAAAUGCUAGCACUUUUCGGCGGUUGGGUAGGAAAUAGAAUGUUCGUUGGCAGCCACAAGGAGAGAGACCCAUAUGGACCUUUGUGAUGCACACCGAGGUCCUCUGUCACACCCUCCACUUGGAGCCGGAGACAAGCAUUUCUGUUGUGUAAUUUGCAGUGCAGAUGAUGUCUGUGUAACAACAUAAUGGUUAUUCACCUUCCUUUGAUUUUUGAUUUUUGCUGUGUUAUCAAAAACUUGAAUACUGUGAGAAGAAGUGAAUUUUCAGUUGAUGAAUCAGCAUCUUGUUCCCAUGGUGAUAACACUAAUUGAAUAUAUCUAUGAGGGCAUGUAUUAGUUAAUGGAAAAAAUACAACACUAACAAUACAUAGCUGCAAUGUUGUACAAUGGCUGAUUAAUUCAAUAAAAUGUACAAGUGUUAAA
Messenger RNA from Cavia porcellus (domestic guinea pig), 14421 nucleotides. RefSeq names its product ankyrin 2 (gene Ank2). The transcript has 52 exons. The record is from RefSeq and is a predicted model, not a curated record. Gene Ontology annotation, cellular component: cytoplasm. Gene Ontology annotation, biological process: signal transduction. Bases 229 to 12627 code for a protein of 4132 amino acids. Lineage: Eukaryota; Metazoa; Chordata; Mammalia; Rodentia; Caviidae. Gene Ontology annotation, molecular function: protein binding.